This is a messenger RNA of Stylonychia lemnae, 939 nucleotides long. The record is from the annotation of a GenBank genome assembly. Lineage: Eukaryota; Ciliophora; Spirotrichea; Sporadotrichida; Oxytrichidae.
AUGGCUGGAAAGGGAAAAUCAGGAAGAGGAAAGGGAGCAGGAACUGGAACUAAACCAGUUUCAAAGUCAGCAAAGGCAGGACUUCAAUUCCCAGUUGGAAGAAUUGCAAGAUUCAUGAAGCAAGGCAGAUAUGCAGAUCGUGUUGGUGCUGGAGCUCCAGUUUACUUAGCAGCAGUUUUGGAGUAUUUAGCUGCUGAAGUACUUGAAUUGGCUGGAAAUGCUGCAAGAGACAACAAAAAGACUAGAAUCGUGCCAAGACACAUUCAGCUUGCAAUCAGAAAUGACGAGGAGUUGAACAAGCUAUUGAAUUCAGUAACUAUUGCAAGUGGUGGUGUGCUUCCAAAUAUUCACGUAUUCCUCCUCCCAAGAAAGGGCAAGGAGCAUUCUACUAUUGCAAGUGGUUCUUGGAUGUCAGAUCUAGCCAGUAUCGAUAAGCAGAUUGAGGAAGAAGACUUGAGAAAUUCUGUUUAUAAGAAGAGACUACUUUAUUUGAUUCCAUUCCAGUUCUUCUGCCUUUGGGGAACAAUCAAGUAUUUCCAAAAUAUCUAGAGAAUUGCAAAAUUAUUCUGGCCAAGAAGGCAAAAGGCCACAAUCUUUAAUUUCUUCAUUAUUGGAACAGCCUAAUCCAUAUUAUUCACUACUUUCUAUGUUGGAGGCAGUUGUGCUAUUAUGGGCAUUAAUCCAAUAAAAGUAUGGUAGAAGAAGUAAAUACUGUCUGGGGGUCCAUCAGAAGAGGAACUUACAAUGGAUGAAAAGGUUAUUGAAGAGCAAGUUAAGGGAAUGCGCACAUCUGAUGCUUUUACUCUAAGAAUGUUCAAAGCUAUGGGACUCUCAGAACAAACAAUGGUUGCAAUUGAGAAAGAUUUGAGAUAAUAGCAAGCAAACGCUUUAAAACCUAAGCAACAAUAAGUGAAAUCAGAAUCAAAUGCUGGAAAAUGA